Molecule: messenger RNA, 862 nt
Organism: Cuscuta epithymum
Lineage: Eukaryota; Viridiplantae; Streptophyta; Magnoliopsida; Solanales; Convolvulaceae
Source: the annotation of a GenBank genome assembly
AAAUUAAUUGCGUUCUAGAGCGUUUCUAGUUAACUCUUAUUUAUUACAUAUUUCUAGAUAACUCUACACAUUUCAAAGUAUUUAAUAAUGAAAGAUAAACAAAACUUUACAAAGUCCUUUACUUUUCAAUAAUUAAUAAAGAAAUAAUGACAAAAAUAAUACUCCCUACUACAGAUUUUUGAGUGGGCAUAUAUAGACCUGAUUUCAAAUUAGACAAAAAAAAGACACUACAUUUGAGCAACUGACUAAAAUGUCCCGGACCUACCCUGCGCCACUUUCUUCUGCACAGAACAUCUUCACACGCCUCAGCCAUGGACGCCGCUUCAGCUAUCUCACGCCGCCAUAUCCACCGCCGCAAUCUUCAAUGUAUGGAGGAGGUGACGACCCCAUCUUUGAGGAUGCACCACUAGGAAGGGAAGAUCUGCCGCCUCGACCCGAUAUCCCCUUUGCCACUAUUGCAGACCGGAGACGCUUUCAGGUAUGGGGACAGUACCGCACUCUCCUAGCUCCCAUGAUCUUAGACCAGGCGAUGCUCGAGGAGUGGGGAUACUGGAGUGAUAUUGUUGCUCUGCUGGGAGACUCUUUGUGGCGGAGGAUUCUACUCAUGCAGGAGAGGGCCAGUCUCCCAUUGACGAUGGAGUUCUUGUGCUCUCUACAGUUCACUCACUAUGACCAGACUGUGCAGGAGGGUUCUGUCAUUGGGUCGGAGACUCAGAUGAGAUUCACUAUUAGGGGCAUUGAGCAUUCCAUCUCUGUGGCUGAGCUCGGAUGGAGGAUGGGGCUCUAUGCUCCGGUUUACACCCAGACUGAGGAGUUCCGUACUCUCUCGACCCGUCUACCUGAGGCUUUUGACAUUGAGGAG